AAUAAAAAAAAGUUAGGUAAAUAACCCUGCAUAUUAGUUACUACUAUUAAUUAUGAUAAUGGAAUUGUAUUAAUGUUAAGUGUAUGUACUUCAAUGCAGCUGCUGUGCACUAUAUAUAACUGUGUAUGUAUAUGUAUAACUAUACAAAUAUAUAUCUUACCUACCUAGAUGUAAAAUUAGAUACACCUGGUUUUACUUUUUUUCAUGUUUUUUUUUUUUUUUUAUGCUUUCACUUUAUUGUGUGCCCUGUUGUAUGUUCCUGUAUGAAGCUCUAAGCAAGUCAUUAAGGUUAAAUAAAUUGGUAAUUCCACCUGCAGGGGGCGACUCGAGCGCAUGUUGACAUGGGCGUUGAGUCUCCUCUCUUCUCUUCUCCUCCCCUCUCCCUUUCCUUUCCUCUCCUCUCCUCCCUGUCUCCCAGCGAUGCUGCAGACUUUAUCCUCUCCAUCACGGCUCGAGCUGGAUGUGUCCCCCCUCCUUCUUGUCCUCUUCACUGCCGAGCUCCUCUCCAGCGGAUCACCUCAAUAUAAACGGACAAGGACCCCAGAUUUCAUGAAGAUCCAUCUUCCAAAUUAGGUAUGAUAUUCAACCUUGUGAUUACUGGCAUACCUGAAAGAAAUGUGAAAAUCACUUUUUAGCUCCUGCUGUGCCACUAAGACUCUCUGAUGGGUAGGCAGGGCAGACCUUUUUGUAAGUGAUGCCAUGGAUGAUUGAUUUUUAAAGUGCUCUUGAGGGUGCUGUAAACUCAGAGCUGUUUCCAAAAUGUGCGAGCGUGGAGAGCCCUUCACUGAGGGGGAGUUGAGGAAUAACAACCAGCAGGGUGGUGUGCUUGCUGAUGGUGACGCCAACGCCAAUGAAAUCCGGACGGAGGAUGGUGGGAGGAUGGGCGAUACCCUGUCGGGACUGAUGACUGAAACAGCAGAGCAGGACAAAAUCAUCAUCUGGGGUACAGACUCCCAGUGUGACGACCCCGAACUAGCUGAGUUCGAGAUGCUGGAAUGUCAGGAGCUGGAGGCGUACCUUGUUGAGGAUGAAGAGGAUUUUGUUGGGCUCACAGACCGGAAGGAGCUUCUUGAACAGCCUUCAUUGUGCAACAAAGCAGCAGCAGACCAGGCAGCAGAUAAUAAGAGCAGGGAAGAGAAGAAGUCCUUUCUUCAUGGCGCCAGUGAGCAGGAAUCAAAUGCCUCUCAUGUCUCAGAGAGCUCUGACACUGAUGUGUUUGUAUCCUGUCUGUCCACCAUUUCAAGCAUGGCCACUGCUAUGGACACUGUUGGCAGGACCCAGACGACAGACUCCUGGCACGUAGCCUCUGGUCCCUACUCAACCGUCUCAGAAGACCUGACUCUGGCUUCUCAGACUUGCAACACUGUCUCUGAGAAAGUCAAGGCUUCUCAACAAGCUGAUCAUCCAUCCCUUUCCUCUAGAAAAAGCACAAUACCCCAGAAAGGUGUGGACAUUAAUUUGAAUUCAACAGUUCACUCUGAGGAUGUUGUAUCGCAAGCACAAGUGAGUAAUGGAGUUGUUCCAUGUAAGGAGGUCACUGAUGAGCAGAGGAAGAACAAUACCCAGAUAAAUAAAUCAGGUAGCACCUUUUCAGAGGAAGAUUGUGAUCAAGGGAGGAGUACUAAGCACGAGGCUUUACCCACUGCAGAAAAAUCACAUGAAGAAAGCAACACUAAAAUGGAUAAAAGCACACAAGCUGAUGAUGCCCCUGAUGUGCACUACAGUCCAUCCAAAACAGCUACAAAGGAGACUCAGUCAUCACUUCAGUCCAAAGCCAUAAAGAAACAAGGAUCAUUUGAUAGCACAUUGAAAAAACAAAACUCUUUUGACAAGUCUUUUAAAAAGCAGCCCUCAUUUGAGAAUACUUUAAAGAAGCAGCUCUCUUUUGAUAACAGUUUAAAAAAGCAGGGCUCUUUUGAGAACUCUGUCACCUCCAGCUCUUCAAGUUUGGAGAGGAGGAAGCCAUGGGGAAGCCCUAGUAGACCAGCAACUCCUUCUUCCUCUAAAACUACCUCCUGUUCGCCCAAGAGACGACCCCCUGGUUCUCCAGCCAAGGUCCAGGGCAUCAGGGCACUGAGCUUGGAGCGUAGCGACUCCCCUCACAGAGGUUUAACUCAAACAGUCAAGCCACUGAGUAAGAGUUUGCUGAGCAGUGGCAUCCCCAAACCUGUCACGCAUCAGCAGAAAGAACCUGAGCCCAGGAGGUCUUCUUCUCCCCAGAAGCCCAAAAACGUCCGACCAAAAAUCAUCACCUAUGUUCGGGCGAGUCCUCAAGCAAAACCGCACACAGAUGCCCCACAUGAAGCCUCUGCACACCCACCAAGAUUAUCCUCUUACUCCAGCCCACCAGCUCAUAAAGAUCCAAAGGUCGGUCAUCAACCAAAAUCCACACCGGUGCUAUGUUCCUCCAAUCUGCUGUUUGACAAAUAUCGACAGGAGAUGCAGAAGGCUGGGUGCUAUCCCCCGGGCAUGUCUGUGACUGGGGUGAAACCUCCAAGCAGCACUAUCCCUCAAAGGCUGAGCGGGAAGUCGGACAGCUUUCAUGAAGAGGUGCCAGAGAAAUAUCUCCAAGAGGUGAGAAAAUUACUUUUGAUUUCACAUGACACAACUGGAUAUCACCGCUCACCCAGAGCUCUGAGGCCUCAGCUGGGGUUAGGGGCCGUCACCAGGCAGCCUGCAGCCAAGACAAGAGUUCAGCAAACAGGUCAAAGGUCAGCCUUGGCCCCGAGCCAGUCAGCUCAGUCAGCUGGAGCAUCCACGCAGAGCCACCAGGACUCUGCAGGAGAGCAAAAGAGGUCAGGUCCAGAAACCACCCCCAAGAGCCUCCUGCUCAAACCAGGCCAGUCUGGUCUGCGUCCUCCAGGCUUCUCUGCCCUGCCAGCUGCCCGUCUGGCUGCCUUUGGCUUCGUCCGGAGCUCCAGUGUCUCGUCUGUGUCCAGCAACCAGUCAAAUGACAGCAGUCACAGUGAUCCCUGUCGACCCUCUCAGCAUCCCAGCAGCGGCAGCGAUGACAUGCCCCUACACAAAGCCACGCAGCCCCCGGCUGAAGCCUCCCAUGCUCAGAGCCGGCCCCAGCCUCCCAACGCCCCGAGCCUCCAGCGCCGCACUGUGCCCCCACAGCGCUCCUCCCCACUGGCCUCUAGGAGAGAGAUGGCAAGGGACACAGAGACUGUAAUGGCACCGAAGUCCUCCCCUAAAAGAUUUGCAGUGGUUUCGCCCAAGCCACAGUCCCCUGUCCGGGGGCGCAUGGCGGCGGUUCACGGUUCAGUUCGGACUGACAGGGCCCAGGAGUCGGACCGGGCUCUGAUCCAGCAGCUGCGUGAGCGCUGUGAGCAGCAGGCCCUGCAGCUACAGAGCCUUCAGGCCCAGUUAAAGAAGGCCUCCCUGUGCCUGGAUGUUUUCAGCAUCACUACCCAGCACUUCUGUCACAAGAGUGAGAGCGCCAUUGUGAAAGAGAGGGAACUGUCCCUGGAGCUCGCCAGAAUCAGGGAUGAAGUGGCUUGCAGUGUUGCACACUGGGAGCAACUGCAGCAGGAGAAGGAGGAACUGGAGCGUCGUUUCGAGGCUGAGCUGCGGGGAUUGCGGGCUCAGCAGCAGAGGGAGCUUGGUGCGCUGGAGGAGCGGCUGAAGGCGCAGCACGUGACCGAGACUGGAAGCCUGCAGGCUCAGCAGCGAGCCGAGUUGCAGGAGCUACGGGUCAAACAGCAAGAGCAGAUUGAGGAGAUGAGUGAGAACCAUGAGGCGUCCUUGAUGGAGAUGGAGACGGCUCACAAUGACACGCUGGCCACUCUGCAGGAGGAGCAUGCCAGGACUGUGAAGAAUUUGAAGAUGGCCCAUGAGCAGCAGAGGAAGUCUCUGGAAGAAGAGUUUGAGAAGAUCAGACUGUCACUGCAGGAUCAGGUGGACACGCUGACGUUUCAGAAUCGUAGUCUGAGAGACCGAGCCAAGCGAUUCGAGGAGGCUCUUCGCAAGAGCACAGAUGAGCAGAUAGUGGAUGCUUUGGCACCAUAUAAACACAUUGAGGAGGACCUGAAGAGUCUAAAAGAAGUUCUGGAGAUGAAGAAUCAACAGAUUCAUCAGCAGGAGCUGAAGAUUUCAGAGCUGGAGAAAAUAGCUGAAAAGAAUGUGUACCUGGAGGAGAGACUACAAGUGUUACAGCAGCAGAACGAAGACCUGAAGGAACGAAUAGACAAGAACCUUGCUGUGUCCAGACAACUCUCUGAGGAGAACGCCAACCUGCAAGUGCACGUGGAGAAGGAGAGCAACGAGAAGAAGCGGCUGAGUCGCACCAACGAGGAACUGCUCUGGCGUCUUCAAACAGGCGAGCUGAGCCCUCGCAUGUCCCCCAGCUCCUCCCCCAUCCAUCGACCCUCCUCUGGAUCAGGCUCCCCGGCCCGCCCGCAUUCCUACCAUCAAUGACACUCUUAACGGAAGCUCUUCUAUCAAACGCUUUCUUUUAUCUGGCAUCAGCAGAAGCCCCUGAUUUAAAAAAAAAAAAAACUCUUUGUCGAAUGUUCCUCUCAUUUAAAGGGUAGGAUUUUACACAAUAUAGAUGGGUAGAACACAAAUAAGUUUGUUUCUUGGGAAGUGCCAUUCGCCCAUGUGAUGCAUUUCCAAAGUCAAACCCCAGGAAUUUUAAUCUCUGACCUAAAGAGUUGCAUUAAUGAUCACACUUCUCUGCCCUCCUCUUUUUCUAUUCCACCCGAACGCCCCACAAUUAAGACACACUGCGAUAGCGUAGCAGAUGAAGGACCUGGUCAUUGAAGACGUCAGAGAGCAGGAUCAGAGUCACAGUGCCUCAUUUCCACGUUUUUUGCCUCCAUCAACAUCUCCACCUUCUCAUCCAGCGCUCAGGAUGAUGGAUGAACGAGACAUAGAAAACAUCAAAAGUGCAACAAUGAACACAAGAAGCGCCUUUGCUGUCCAAUCUCUCCCACCAGCAACGGCACAAGGCAAUACUUUGGGUAAAAAUCACAAAACUACCUACAGUUAGUUACUCUCAAAGUGUGGAUUCUUCUCUGGGGCAUGUUAACAUUUUCAUGCUGAAAAAUUUCCAAUAUCAGGAGUGUAUGAAUGACUACCUAGCCAUCUAACCUCAAACCAUCCAUCCCACUUUUUCCUUAAACAGCUAGAUAUAAGCGCUGACCUGAAAUGUAUGAAAUCCAUUGAGCUGCCAACACAGUUUAGCUAUGUCAUUGACUAUAAUUUGUAAAAAACUGUACAUGUAUUGCUCUCUUUAAAGCAUGUUCUGUCUUCCAGUUAUAAUGAACUUUAUUUUAGGAUUACCUACAGUGUGACAAAAUGGAGUGGAAGGGUGAAGGGGCAACGCAAGUUACCUCUUACGUCUAAUGACGCAGAGCAGGAUUUGAUCAAAUGAAACCUGGAAAGAGAUAAGUGUAUUAUACAUUUCAAUCUAAUCUCACAUUUUUCAUGUGAGCUGAUGCCCCUCAUCUUUAGUUGCGUUAAGAACAUAUAACCAUUUCUGACAAAAUAAAAGUGCAGGAUCUGUCGAAACCACCAAAGACGAAAUCAUUAAACACAGCAGUUCAUUGUGUACCGUAUCCGCCAUAUGUCUGGAGUGAACUGCUGCUAAAUCAGCCAUAAGAGGUGCAGACAUAGCAAUUCUCAUGAAAAAGUAUUGACAUGAACACAUGUAACAACAUCUGUUCAUCAUGUUGUGUUCAUACAGUUUAACAUAUGCUCUCUUUUUCUUUCUUUAAGUGUACCUUAUCAUUGCUCUAGCAGCGAAUUGUUUUAGUUUUCUGUCUCACUAAAUGUUCUCUGUGUGUUCUGAGAUUCACCACAGAAAACCUUGAGAACAAAAUGUGAUGUGGAAAAAAAAAACAACAACUAUGGCUUCCAGACUUUGAUCCUCCAUGUGUACUUCCAAUUGACUUUGAAAAAAAAAAAAAAACUAAAUUUGAUAAAGCUGCAAGCUGUUACCUCAUUUCUCAUUGUAGAGAAUAAUCUCAGGUGUUGAGGAUUAUGAAUCAUCAAAGGGAAGCAACUGCCAUAACAUUUUUGUAUUACAGUAAUUGUACUCUUUUAGUUGUUGUUUUUUUUUUUUUUUAACCUGUGCUCAUGUUUGCAUAACCACAUAGCUCAACUUUGUAUAAAACCAUUUUGAUGUACAGAAUACGUACAAAAUAUUUUAAAGCGCAUAGUGCAGUCAGCAAAUAUAUAGGAAUAGAAACAGAAAUAUUGCUUUAUUAUAUGGUUUAAUAAUCAGCUCCCCAGACAUAAAAUAUGGAAAUCUGCUCAAACAGGAACUUGAUUGUAGGUGAGUUGCAUUUACUGUUCCAACAACAAGUUAUUAUGUUUAACUUGUUCGCUGGUGUUUAGUGUGUUCUGAAAGGAUGUGGAAAUGACGUUCCUCUCCAUCAGGUACUUGGAUUGCACUGAUUGCCUCUGUGUCCUAUGGACAUAACCUUGUGCUCAUUUACUGAAUGUUUGUUCGAGAAUAAGAGGUUUUGUUUACAGUUUCCAUCCAAUGUCGGAGACGGUUGGUGUGUCACGUGGAUGUCUGUACUUCUGUUGAUUGUUUACAGGACUUCUGUUGUAAAGAUUGUACUUCAGUAUUUCAGAAAUCUAUGCUCUGGAUAAGUUUAUAUGAAAGCAUGUCUUUUUAAGGUUGUUGUGCAUAUAUAUUUUUUUUGUUUGUUUGUUUUACGUUUCUUGUACAUUUCAUAUAUUUAUUUAUUUAUUUGUCCUCCUCCAGAACUGAAACUGUAGCUUAGCUGGUUAAAAUAUUGUGGUCAAUGAUGAGACACUAAUGUCUAUACUGUAUAUGUUGCACUUUGUAUUUAAGAAUUAAAUCACAGUAAGAAAAUACAUGUACAAAAGUGAUAUUUGGAGUGGAUAUACCUUUAAAUACAUAAUUAUAAUAUA
Molecule: messenger RNA, 6888 nt
Organism: Lates calcarifer (barramundi perch)
Lineage: Eukaryota; Metazoa; Chordata; Actinopteri; Centropomidae
Gene: mtus2b
Product: microtubule associated tumor suppressor candidate 2b
Cellular component (GO): nucleus; cytoplasm
Molecular function (GO): microtubule binding
Source: RefSeq, a predicted model, not a curated record